Messenger RNA from Ogataea philodendri, 309 nucleotides. RefSeq lists its product as uncharacterized. Gene Ontology annotation, molecular function: structural constituent of ribosome; small ribosomal subunit rRNA binding. The transcript has a single exon. The coding region runs from base 1 to 309 and encodes 102 amino acids. Gene Ontology annotation, cellular component: mitochondrial small ribosomal subunit; ribosome. NCBI's taxonomy places the organism in Eukaryota, Fungi, Ascomycota, Pichiomycetes, Pichiales, Pichiaceae. Gene Ontology annotation, biological process: translation. The record is from RefSeq and is a predicted model, not a curated record.
AUGAUCAUCAAGAACAACGGUGUUGUUCGCGAGGUUAUUGGUUUGGGAGUUAAACCUCUCCCAAAGAUCAUGAAGAAGGCAGGAGAAAGACAUUUCCAAGGCUCUCACUUUCUAAUUCUUUUCGAUUCUUCGAGCGCUGUGCAACGUGAAAUUGUUAGAUCGUUAAAAAAUGACCCCAGAGUUAUCAGAUCGUUCUUGACCAGGGUGGACGACUCAAAGAACUACAAUGCAGGAUCGUCUGUGACGAGGGCAAUCAAGGCUAUUAACGAACACGGAUUCGAAGGAUUUGAAAACAUUUCCAGAUUAUAA